CUAAACACGUGUUACGCAUUUGUCAGUCUACCCAGCUUCUACUGACUCACAAACUUUGCUAUUAAACUCCAAAUUUUACUGUUGUUGAUAAAACGUAAACCAAAAAUAAUCCAAAUACUAGGAAAAAGCAAAAAAAGAAGUUGUUUCAUAAAUCAAACCUAACCUAUCACAUACCAGAAACAAGAGUGACAAGAUUCUAAAGAAAUAUAUUUAUAUAUUUAUAAAGAAGAAAGAAGAAUCGAAUUAAUUAAUCUAAUAUUAUUUGAGAAAGUUUAUAAACUGACAAGAAUUCGUCGAGGUACAUAGCAACAUGACGGACAUCAAAACUGCUCGGACGAUCGUCGGAGCCAUCGGAAACGUGAUCGCCUUCGGCUUGUACUCCGCUCCAAUACCAACGAUGGUGAAGAUAUGUAAGAUGAAAUCGGUGGCAGAGUUUAAGCCAGAUCCAUAUAUAGCUACAGUUAUAAACUGCAUGAUGUGGGCCUUUUACGGACUUCCUUUUGUUACACCUGAUAAUAUCCUCGUCAUCACCAAUAAUGGAGUUGGUCUUGCCAUGGAACUCGUGUAUGUCAUCAUCUUCUUCACCUUUGCUACCUCGCCUGUCCGCAAAAAGAUCACAAUAGCUAUCGUGAUUGAGGUGCUAUUCAUGGCUGUGGUGGUCUUCUGCACAUUGUAUUUUUUGCAUACAACAAAACAGAGAUCUAUGCUUGUUGGGAUCUUAUGCAUUAUUUUCAAUGUUAUCAUGUAUGCGGCUCCUUUAACCGCCAUGGCACAAGUGAUAAAGACAAAGAGCGUGAAGUACAUGCCGUUCUCCCUGUCUUUAGCCAACUUCAUGAACGGAGCCAUUUGGAUCGUUUAUUCAUGUCUUAAAUUUGACCUCUAUAUUUUGAUCCCAAAUGUUCUUGGAUGCCUAUCAGGAACAAUACAAUUAAUAUUAUACGCAAUUUACUAUAAAACAACUAACUGGAAAGACGAUGAUGAAGAUAACGAAAAUAGCAAUUCAAAUGCUGAAAUCGAGCAUUCCCAAGCUUGAUAAUUGCAGCUACGGAUUGCACUUUCCCAUUUUUUUCUUCUGUUUUACAAGAAGUACCAUCAUCGAGUGGUGAGACCAGGUUAGUAUCAGAAGAAAUGCCAACGAAAAUACAAAAAAAAAAAGUGAAGAAGAGGAACCCUUGAAGUUAAACGUCAAUUCUUGAGUACGAAUUAAGAAAGAAAGGGGUUUCAUUUUCUUUUUGGUUGAAAAUUGAAAUGAUUAUAACUUUGACAAGUUGAAUCUUUUGUAAUUUUUGUUACAUUAUUAGAUUAUUUUAUAACGUUGUUUUUUGAAAAAAAAACUUGUCCAUUACGGUUUUA
Messenger RNA from Brassica napus (rape), 1353 nucleotides. Its product is annotated as bidirectional sugar transporter SWEET5-like. Bases 311 to 1033 code for a protein of 240 amino acids. Gene Ontology annotation, cellular component: membrane. Gene Ontology annotation, molecular function: sugar transmembrane transporter activity. The transcript is spliced from 6 exons. Gene Ontology annotation, biological process: carbohydrate transport. The record is from RefSeq and is a predicted model, not a curated record. Lineage: Eukaryota; Viridiplantae; Streptophyta; Magnoliopsida; Brassicales; Brassicaceae.